This is a messenger RNA of Exophiala bonariae, 1755 nucleotides long. RefSeq lists its product as uncharacterized. Lineage: Eukaryota; Fungi; Ascomycota; Eurotiomycetes; Chaetothyriales; Herpotrichiellaceae. Gene Ontology annotation, biological process: tRNA methylation. Gene Ontology annotation, cellular component: nucleus; tRNA (m1A) methyltransferase complex. The transcript has 2 exons. The record is from RefSeq and is a predicted model, not a curated record. The coding region runs from base 1 to 1755 and encodes 584 amino acids.
AUGGCAUUCUCUUACAUUCAACCCUUCCAAUAUGUCGCUCUACGGCUGCCGUCCGAUGCAGUCAGAGUCGAACAGAUACUACCCAACACGAUCAUCAACCUGGGAAAAUACGGCUCUUUUCACACCAAUCAAAUCUUGGGACGUCCUUACCACGUGACCUUCGAGAUCCUCGACCGAUCAGAAGGCCGAGAAGGGAGAGAGCUGAGGAUCGUUCCCGCUGCCGAAUUGCAUGCCGUGGCUCUGGUCGAACAGGCGGAGAUCGAUGAAGCGUCCACUCCGACCGUCGCCAAUGGGGAGACGGGCUCAUCGACUCCCGCCAAGUCAAAUGUCAACAUCCACGAUAUUCGGACCAACCAAAAGCUCACAAUGUCCGAGAUUGAAGCAUUGAAGCAAGAAGAAUUGGGGAGCGGUAGAGACUUGAUUGAAAAGAUCAUGCAAUCUCAUUCGACCCUCGAUCAAAAAACAGCAUUCUCUCUUGCCAAAUACUCCUUACGAAAGCACAAGAAAUACAUGAAAUGGUUCACGCCUCUUCCCUUGGAUAUUCCAACUCUGACAGACUGGUUGAUGGAGGACAGAGAUCCCAGCAAGAUCAUGGAGAUGAGGAAUGAAUCGCUGGGCUUGAUUGGAUGUUGGGCCAACAUCCAUUUCGAUGGAUAUGACGCCAAUGCACUGCCACAGAUGGAUCCAACCUGCCGCUACUUAGUGGUGGAUGACACGGGCGGCCUGGUGGUCGCAGCAAUGGCAGAGCGGAUGGGGAUACUACAUCAGACAUCACUCGAGAAGGACCCCGACCAAUCCGCUGAAGACAGUCCGGACGACGAGGCAGAAGCACACGAAGGAUCUUCACCACACAAGUCCGCCAAACCACAGAAACCCACACCAAUGAGCGCCAAAUCCAACUCCAUCACAUUAAUCCACGCAAACCAACAACCCAACCUUGGUCUGCUACGCUACUUCAACUACGACGCAAAUACACCCACCCAAUCACACCCUCUCUAUACCUGCCUCAAAACAGUAUCCUGGCUACAACUCGUCGAUCCAGAGUCUGACAUGACCUACCAAGAGCCAGAAAUCAUGACGGCCGAAGAGCUCACGAAAGCCAAAUCCAACAAAAGAGCGACCUACUUCCGCAAGCGGCGACGGUGGGAGCGCACCAAAAGCGUCGUGGACGAGACCCGAGCAGGCGGCUUCAAUGGUCUCGUCGUCGCGACCUCGACCGACCCCGUCUCGAUCCUGAGCCAUCUCGUCCCCUUGCUCGCCGGCGGAAGCCAGAUAGUGGUGUACUCUCCGCACGUCGAGCCUCUGGCCGAACUCUCUGACUACUAUUCCACGAGCCGGAGGACGGCAUUCCUCAACGCGCCCGCCGAGGACCGCACCGUCCCGUCCAAGGACUUCCCACUCGAUCCGACGCUGGUGUUGCCUCCCAUGGUUCAGACGUCACGGGUGCGGAAGUGGCAGGUCCUGCCUGGGCGGACACAUCCGCUCAUGACUGGACGAGGCGGCGCAGAGGGCUACGUCUUCACGGCGACGAGAGUCUUGCCCCUCGAGGGAAAAGUAGAGGCGCGAGGGAGACCACCGCGCAACGGGAAAAGACAGAAAGUGCAGGAAAGUGAUACUCCUCAGGCAGAGGACGACACCUCGUCGUUAUCCAAGACGUCUGUGGUCGAAGCUCAAGGAGACCAAGCGGACUCGGAUGUCUUGAUGGCCGAAGCCUCGCGGGACGUGGAAGACACAGAGAUCAAGACGGGAGACUAG